This is a messenger RNA of Lytechinus variegatus (green sea urchin), 1470 nucleotides long. RefSeq lists its product as uncharacterized. NCBI's taxonomy places the organism in Eukaryota, Metazoa, Echinodermata, Echinoidea, Temnopleuroida, Toxopneustidae. The transcript is spliced from 7 exons. The record is from RefSeq and is a predicted model, not a curated record. Bases 1 to 1470 code for a protein of 489 amino acids.
AUGUCGAUCGGUGCCAUUAUCUACUCCAAGUUCAAUGGCAGUGUCAGUUCAAUGAACAUAUUCCCCAGGUUUCAAGAUGUCAAGUUUGAUGUUUCUCUGCCGCUCCUUCGAAAGGUUGACAAGAUUUUACAGAGAGAUAUCAUCUUGAAGAUAAGUCAUUAUUCUUUGAUUCUUGAAGUGCUACAUACAUGUAACCGAGGCAAUGAGAAAUUUCACUCUGAACGUGGAACGAGGCUAAAGAAACUACCGAGUAGAAGUAGGUCCAAGCUACAUCUUCCAGUGAAAGCAAAUGAAGGGUUUUCAUCACUGACGGAUUAUCAAACCGGUACUCAAAAUCUCACCUUUAAAAUCAGAGAUCACUUCUCAGAGGUGAUUGGAAAGGUGACUGAAUAUCUGGGACAAAGUGAUGACCAAAGUAAGCCAGAAAUCUGGGCGUCGUAUGAAGCCCUGUUCUUCUCUUCAACAAUACCAGAUAUUGAAAAGUUUUAUGUGCUUGCGUAUGAUGGUGAAGCCAAGCUACUGCAGAUGCUCCUUCCUACGGCCGAUCCGAGGAACAUGAAACUGAGAGGUGAAUGGGUCAUUGAUAUCCUUGAUCCUGCAAAGACCUCUAUACCAGGAACUGCAGAAAAGGGUACUCAAACCGAUCCAACAUCUUCUGAUGAAGACGAUUCCGGUGUGUCAGGUAAAGACUGGACCUCGAUACCAAGGCAUGGAUUCAAUAGGCAGAGUUUCUACGGACAGAUAAAGUCAGGGAAAGAUCUGGAUACAGACUUGUCGAAAUACGAUCAAGAUGGAGGCGGAAACCAGGUAUCCAAGAGGGGUACAGGUGUCGAAACUGUAGCGGAACAUCAACUUGACUGUGUAGGUAGUGCCUCACAUGUGUCCCUGGCUUCGAAUCUGGUUGAGGAGAUGGAAAAACUCUAUCCAUUCCUGCGUGAUGUGACCCUUGGUUCUGUGGGUCUAAGCAAUCUUCCUGCCAUUACUCCAAAACCCCAUAUUGACCAACCCGUACAGAAGUCCAGAGCCAAGUCUGGAAAAGGGCGUCCCUCUCCUAGCUCCAAGUCUCAGAAGAAAUACAGUAAGAUUGUCCCACAAGGACCCAUGAGUUUUGAAGACAUGUUCAGCCGGGCAUACGGGUGUUUAAGGAUGGUCUUGCAAGAAAGGUUUCCUUUGGUAAAGCUCCGAUGGUUAGUCAUGUGUCUUCAGGCUCUUUCUGACUCGGUCAAAGAGCAGGUCUCACGUAAAUUGUUUGGCGAAAGCCGUUCAAUUGGCACAGACGAUCUGCUACCAUCCCUCAUAUUCUUCCUCAUAAAGGGAGACCCAGGACAGGUUACAGCCCUAUACCCACAGCUCAAGUUCCUCGAAGACUAUCUCCCUGACAUUGUUGCAAGUGGCAUCAUCGGUUUCACUGUAGCUCAAUUCAGCACAGCAUUUGCGUUCAUUAUUCAGACAGAUGAUGGCGACUCCUAA